UGGCCACCUCCUCCCACCCCGGGAACGGCCGCGCUUGGGUGCACGGAGCUCUCCCCGGCGGGAUGAAAAGUCUCCGGAUAAAAAAUUAGCCGCAGGUCGCAGCAUUCCUUCCUCCUGGCCAAACUCGCCUCGCAGCCACCGAGGAGCUGAGCUGCGAUGCCUGGCCGGUGAUGCAAGGCUCGCUUUUUCCAGCACGGUUUUCCCUCGGGCUCCAGGCGCUCCCGCCGGUGCAGCUCCGGGUGCUUCGGGUGUGGAGCUCCGCCAGCCUCCACCCGCUCGGGAUCCGGCCCUGGAAGCUCUGGAGUUGCAGGCACAGUUGGAGCAGGGCUUUCUUGGUGUCCCAUCUGUGCCCCCCUCUCCCGCCUCCGCCGACCCCCAGCUCCUCGCCCGGAGGAAGGGUGCGCGUUCCGUGCAUCUCCCAUCCACCGAAAUCUAUGAUCAGCUCGGUGUGUGUCUCCUCCUACCGUGGACGCAAGUCUGGGAACAAACCACCCUCCAAAACAUGCCUGAAGGAAGAGAUGGGCAAAGGGGAAGAGUCGGACAAGAUCACCAUCAACGUGGGGGGCACCCGGCAUGAGACCUACAAGAGCACCCUGCGGACUUUGCCGGGCACCCGCCUGGCCUGGCUCGCCGACCCCGACGCCCAGAGCAACUUUGACUUUGACGGGAAGAGCAACGAGUUCUUUUUCGACCGCCACCCGGGGAUCUUCUCCUACGUGCUCAACUACUACCGCACGGGGAAGCUGCACUGCCCCGCGGACAUCUGCGGGCCCCUCUUCGAGGAGGAGCUCACCUACUGGGGCAUCGACGAGACCGACGUGGAGCCCUGCUGCUGGAUGACCUACCGGCAGCACCGCGACGCCGAGGAGGCCCUGGACAUCUUCGAGAGCCCCGAGCCCGGCGGAGGGGCCGGUGGAGAGGAGCCCGAAGAGGAAGGGGGUAGGGAGAUGGCCUUGCAGCGCCUGGGCAUGGAUGACAGGCCCCCCGGGGCGGCGGGGGCUGCUGGAGGGGGUGGCUGCUGUCGGAACUGGCAGCCCAAGAUGUGGGCGCUCUUUGAGGAUCCCUACUCGUCCAAGGCGGCCAGGGUCGUCGCUUUUGCCUCGCUCUUCUUCAUCCUGGUCUCCAUCACGACCUUCUGCCUGGAGACACACGAGGCCUUCAACAUCGACGUCAACGUGACGGAGACCCUCGUGGUCGGCAACACCACGACGGUGCUGCUGACGCACAAGGUGGAGACGGAGCCCAUCCUCACCUACAUCGAGGGCGUCUGCGUCCUGUGGUUCACCCUCGAGUUCCUGGUUCGCAUCAUCUGCUGCCCAGACAAGCUUCUCUUUGUCAAAAACCUGCUCAACAUCAUUGACUUUGUGGCCAUCCUGCCCUUCUACCUGGAGGUGGGUCUCAGUGGCCUGUCCUCCAAAGCCGCCCGGGAUGUGCUGGGCUUCCUGCGGGUGGUUCGCUUCGUCCGGAUCCUCCGGAUCUUCAAGCUGACGCGGCACUUUGUGGGUCUCCGGGUGCUGGGCCACACCCUCCGCGCCAGCACCAACGAGUUCCUGCUCCUCAUCAUCUUCCUGGCCUUGGGGGUGUUGAUUUUCGCCACCAUGAUCUACUACGCCGAGCGCAUCGGGGCCAAGACGUCCGACCCCACCGGGAGCGACCACACCCACUUUAAGAACAUCCCCAUCGGGUUCUGGUGGGCCGUGGUCACCAUGACGACCCUGGGCUACGGUGACAUGUACCCCAAGACCUGGUCGGGGAUGGUGGUGGGGGCUCUGUGCGCCCUGGCCGGGGUCCUCACCAUCGCCAUGCCCGUGCCCGUCAUCGUCAAUAACUUUGGGAUGUACUAUUCCUUGGCCAUGGCCAAGCAGAAGCUGCCAAAGAAGAAGAAAAAGCAUAUACCCCGUCCAGCCCCUCUGGACUCCCCCACCUACGGCAAAUCCGAGGAAAACUCCCCCCGGAACAGCACCCAGAGCGACACCUGCCCCUUGGCAGUAGAGGAGGGGGCGACUGAGCGGAAACGGUCAGACUCCAAGCAGAACGGGGAGGCCAAUGUGGUGCUGCCGGACGAGGAGCAGCCGCUGUCGCCGACGGACGAGGGGAAACGGCCCCUGCGCCGCUCCAGCACCCGGGACAGGAACAAGAAAUCCUCCACGUGCUUCCUGCUGGCCACGGGGGACUUCUCCUGCGCGGCUGAUGGAGGCAUCCAGAAAGGAGCUGCUCCCUGUGCUGCCCCUGUACACACCCCGGCACUUCCACGCUCCUGCUUUCCCUGGAUCCUGCUGGUGCUCGGGAAAGGCUCAGGCUUGGCUGGGUUUGCUCACCCAGGAAGAUGCAGGCACAGGGACAUCGGGCUCAUCAUGGCCAGGAGCAUCAUUAAUUUUCCAUAUUUUGGCAGCAGAUCCAGGGACAGACUCAUCUGCAACAGCGCUGCAGGUUGGACCUAAAAAUCCAAUUUUCAGUGCAAAUACUUAGUGCCUUUCCAGCAAGAAAAGUGGCUUUUGACCUGUGAGAGCAUUUCUUCUGGCUGUUUGCUUUUCCAAUAAAAGCUGGAGCAAUUCCUGGCUCUUUGGGAGGAGUGUGAAGGGUCCCUGUGCUUGAAGAAAUAUAAAUAUCUGCAAUUUCUUGCAGAAAAUAAUGAGCACAUCCACCUGCUCCUUUCCACACAGAAAGGUGUGUGCAGCAGCUUGGGGUUUAAAACCCAGAGCCGUGGGAAUAACUCCUUCAAAAUCCCAUAUUUGUUUGAGUUCUGCUGCUUUUCCCUGUCUGCUUUAGCCCACAAAACCCCCAGUUUCAUUCCUCAUUCAGAAAAAUUUGGGAAGCAAAAUCCAACACCCCCCAGGAGCAAUUUGGUCUCCCAGGACUGACGACUCCCAAGUCCUGGAUUUGGCCAGUGCUGCUCCACGAAGGGAGGGGGAAGGUCUGGAGGAUCUCUGGUUGCCCUCAGAAAGCUCUUCCUGGAUUUUUUAGGGGGUUGAUUGGGGCGUGGGGCUGGUGACGCUCCCCCUGGUGCUCCCGGCUUUCCCAGCCUUGGGAAUGGGGCUGCUCGGCUCUAACCUGUGUGUUUUC
Pipra filicauda (Wire-tailed manakin) is the source of this 3063-nucleotide messenger RNA. It is a transcript of the gene KCNC4, whose product is annotated as potassium voltage-gated channel subfamily C member 4. NCBI's taxonomy places the organism in Eukaryota, Metazoa, Chordata, Aves, Passeriformes, Pipridae. Gene Ontology annotation, cellular component: voltage-gated potassium channel complex; neuronal cell body membrane; axon. The coding region runs from base 171 to 2441 and encodes 756 amino acids. The record is from RefSeq and is a predicted model, not a curated record. Gene Ontology annotation, molecular function: protein binding; delayed rectifier potassium channel activity. The transcript has 5 exons. Gene Ontology annotation, biological process: protein homooligomerization; potassium ion transmembrane transport.